AGUUUAGUUUUUACCGGCCAAAAUUAUAUUAUUUUGAAUAUAAAGAUGAAAUUUUUCCAAGAUCGAAAGAGUUUAUAUUUACUAUCACAAUUGAUUCUCAUUACAUUUUACUUUAAAAAUUCAUCAUGUCAAGAUUUAUCCGAAAACACAUCAAAUCAAAAUAUUAUAGAUCCUCACUCGUUUUAUUACAACAGGCAUCGAAAGGAAAUGCAAAAACCUACAAAUAAUGAAAAAAAAAUUUCAACAGAAAUGUUCAGCAGUAGUUCCAGUAUUGAAACAUCAGAAGAAACGAUGGAAUCUGCAAAUUGCAAUUGUGAUAAUAAAUUACAAGAAUGCAGAGACGAAUUGUCAAAUAAUUUAGCAUACGAGAUGUUUUCUAAAAGACUUGUGAAUAUGCUGAUGUCACAUAUUACUUUUAAGGAAGAAGACGAGAUUUUUAGUGGAAACAUUUACCUGGAAGCAACAAGUUCUCAAAUGCAAGUCCUCCGUGAUUUUGGGAAUGUCAAAGUAUCAAUAAGAACUGUUGAUUCAAUACUUAGUGAUAUAAUACGGAAACCAAGUACAACAUUUUUUGAUGAAGCACUUUCUUACUCAGAAUUGUUUUUGUCAUUUAUUCAAAAACACAAAUAUGUCUGCAUAGGAAUAUUACUUGUAAUAAGUGUAUUAUUUGUAAGUAGAUACAUAAGAUGGACAAGAGGAGCGAUUAUUCUUCUUGUUAUAGAUUUAAUUAUUGUUAUCAGCUUUUUUAUGACGUGGUAUCAGCUCGUUAAGGAAGCAGAAAUUAAACAAACUGCCAAACAAAUGAUGUACUCCCAAAUGCCGAUCGAAUGUCAGCCAGAAAAAAUGAACAUGAUGCAGUACAUUUUAUCGAAAGUUUCUUUCCAUGGUAGUACGGAACAAUGUGAAAAGUAUGUUGAAGCAAUGAUAGUGGAUCCUUUCGUUCAAGUGACACCUGUACAGGCAUUAUCUCACAUGUGCACUAAUUUUAUUCUGCACCCUCUAUCCGUGGCCGGACAUGUAAUCAGCAAUUUUGUUGAAAAUGCAACUGAAAAACUAGCAUGGCCUAUGAGAUGGACUGUGACUCUUUUACUCUUCAUAGGUGUGGCCUUACUAAUAAUAGUCUUACCUUUUUCUUUAUUCGGAGGAUCCUUAGGAUUUGGCAUUGGACCACUUUUCCAUUUCACUUUAGGUCGACAAAAAGAAAAAGAACGAGUCAGCAAUGCUAAACCAAUUGAGAGAAUUGAGUUAAUUCGAGAGGUGCCUACGAAUGUUACUAUUCAAAGAAUAGAAGCCGGCAGUAAGAGGAAAAAAAGUAAACAAGUUGUUAAACAAAUUUUAGAGAAAGAAGAAGAACAGGAGCAGUCUGAUAGUAAUGUUUCGCAAGAUUCUAUUUUGGAAAAAGGAGACUCAGCUGAUGUUGAUACGUCUACUGAAGAUGUUCAAUUUGAACUAACUGACAAAAAAGAGAAAAAAGCAUUGUUACUUAAAGAAGACGGUAGCGGCGAUAGAUGAGCUAAGUGUAAUUUCAAAUCUACUGUUUAAAUGAAAAAGACUGUAAGCUAGAAACUAAAAACAUUUUUUUAUUUGUUUUAUAUUUAUUUAUUUUGUAUGAAAAAACGUUUAUUUUUGCAUCUUCUUAAAUUUUAUUAAAAUUCUUUAAUAAAAUAUCUGAAAAUAUA
Leptopilina heterotoma is the source of this 1679-nucleotide messenger RNA. Its product is annotated as chloride channel CLIC-like protein 1. The transcript is spliced from 9 exons. Gene Ontology annotation, molecular function: chloride channel activity. Gene Ontology annotation, cellular component: membrane; endoplasmic reticulum. Lineage: Eukaryota; Metazoa; Arthropoda; Insecta; Hymenoptera; Figitidae. The coding region runs from base 46 to 1512 and encodes 488 amino acids. The record is from RefSeq and is a predicted model, not a curated record.